AUGGGUUCUCUUCAUACUAGCAAGUUCAUCCGUGAGCCCCUGAAGAAGGGAAAGUCUAUAGACCACCUUGAGUAUAUCGAUGUUACACCAAUCAUUGGCCGGGAAUAUCCCAACGCAAAACUCAAGGAUAUUCUUGACGCUCCUAAUGCAGAUGAGCAAUUGCGCGACCUCGCGAUAACCAUUUGUGAACGUGGUGUCGUCUUUUUUCGAGAACCUCAAGAUGAUCUGUCCGUCGAGGAACAAAAGUACAUCACCGAUAUGCUAGGCAAGUUAACCGGGCGACCCCCGGAGAAUGGCCUACAUGUACACCCGCUAUAUAACGACCCAAACAAUUUGCCUAUGGAGGAUGGAACUACCGAUAAAAACAUCUAUGUAAUCAACUCCGAGGCAGCUAAGAAGUUAUAUGCAACAAUGAAAAACCGACCCGGCGCAGCCAGCGAACCUCGAGAUCUAGGUCGCGAAUGGCACAGCGACAGCUUAUUCGAGACUUGCCCAUCUGAUUUCUCUUUCCUACGCAUGCAGUCUACUCCACCCUCGGGAGGAGACACUCUUUGGGUAUCAGGAUACGAGCUAUAUGAUCGGCUCUCAACUCCAUUCCAGAAGUUCCUCGAAACUUUGACGGCAACCUGCGCUCAGCCCGUUUUCCAGUCAGCUUGUGAAGCUGGUGGGUACGAUGUUAUGUCACCACGCGGAUCACCGCUUAACGUUGAUUACAACUUCUCACCAUCGCACCCCGUUAUUCGCACGGAACCUGUGACUGGUUGGAAGUCCCUAUUCGCUGGCGUGGGACUUCAUGUUAGUCGUAUUAACGAUGUUACUUCCUAUGAGGAUAAUCUGAUCCGUGAAUACGUGCUGCGUCUUAUUACACGUAACCAUGACUGCGUGGCUCGAAUGCAUUGGACGAGAGGAGCUUGUGCCAUCUGGAGCAACUUGUGCACCUUGCACGCCGCUACUCCCGACACGCAUCUCGUGGAUGGAAUCAGAACUGGUGUACGAGCAUCGGGUAUUGGCGAGGUGCCUUAUCUCGACCCAGCAAGCACGGGAAGAAGGGAGGCAUUGGGAAUGCCCCGAUUCUAA
Hypoxylon trugodes is the source of this 1077-nucleotide messenger RNA. RefSeq names its product taurine catabolism dioxygenase TauD, TfdA family protein. Bases 1 to 1077 code for a protein of 358 amino acids. The transcript is spliced from 5 exons. The record is from RefSeq and is a predicted model, not a curated record. NCBI's taxonomy places the organism in Eukaryota, Fungi, Ascomycota, Sordariomycetes, Xylariales, Hypoxylaceae. Gene Ontology annotation, cellular component: cytoplasm. Gene Ontology annotation, molecular function: 2-oxoglutarate-dependent dioxygenase activity.